AUGUCCCUUCAUACCUCUUACCACGCCGACUCCGACGCGGACGAUGAAUACGAACGCAGCGUGAUCACUUCGCCGCACCUUCAGAUCGAUUCCGAAUCCUCCCCCACAGACUCCGAUAUCCAUUCCUCUGAGCAUACCCCCACCAAAUUCGGACCGAUGGAUGCUCCUCGCUCCCCGCGAGCGCUCAUAGCAGAAUGGGGAGUCGAUGAAUGCAAGGAAUUCCUGACUUCGCUGGGAUUAUUACAGUAUCACGGUACAUUUCGAGAAAACGGAAUUGUCGGCGAGGCGCUCAUUGCCUUGAAGCAUGAGGAGCUAAAGGAAAUGGGAAUCAACAGUGUUGGUCAUCGAUUGACUAUCCUCAAAAGCGUAUAUGAAAUCAAAGUGAAGCAGGAUGUUCCCUUGGAUGCGGAUCAUUACAUUCCUCUAUCUGCGGAUCAAAGUAUGAAUGAGACCGCAACUCAAGAGGAUCUUGCCCGUUUGAUCAAAUCAAUCCAGUUGCGAGAUGAAAAGCUCAUGUUGGUGGAAACAGAGCUACGUCGAAUCACAGAUGAUUAUCGUCGAUUGCGGGAAGAAAUCCUACCAGUGAUCAAGAUAGCAAAAGAUCGGUCACAUCCGUUACCUCCGCCAUCUUCAGGAGGCCCGCCCUCAGAUAAUUGGCACGAUAAUACGGCCACACUUACAUCACCUUCUCAACUGAAUAUCAGCAACAACGACACAUCUACAUCGAAAAUCGCCCGGGCUUUCUCAAAGCGCAUGCAUCCUAGCGGUGCUACCUCCAAAAACAAUUCACCAACCCAUAUUCCACCUAUGAUCCAUGAGGGAAGGUCUCAUCAUGACAACUUGAAUCCCUCGGCCUCGUCAUUUUCUGCAGCCUCUCAUUUAACGUCUCUGAACGGAGGAUCCCAAUUAUCCCCAGGGAUUCCCUCGCCCACAUCGCCCCACACACACCACGCGCAUCCUCAGACUCUCAACCCAAGAUCAUAUACCCAGCCAGGUCCCGGUGCGAACCGGAAUACGGCUUAUGAUUAUGCCGAACAGACCCCGACGAUCCAUUCUAGAGACCGUCUGACUCCGAGCCAACUCCCAUCAUCCCGCGCCGAAACCCCAUCCACUGCAUCACGUCUUGACCCACGCAAUGACCCACGAGCUGAAUCCAGGGCCGAAUCUCGGGCAGGCGGAGGCGGCAGUGAAAAUCCAAGUAGCGUGGAAAUUUUCAAGUCUUUCCGGGUUUCCUGGGAAGAUCCCUGCUACAAGGUCCUGCCGGCGGCGCUCAAAAAAUACAACAUCAAUUCCGACUGGAAGAACUACGCCCUCUAUAUCGUUUACGGCGACCAAGAGCGGUGCUUGGAAUUACAGGAGAAGCCUCUCCUUCUGUUUAAGCAGCUAGAAAAGGAGGGACGAAAACCCAUGUUCAUGCUGCGCAAGAUUCACAUGGAUAAUCCGGCGAGUACCCCGGGCCCUGGCGCCUCUGUCCCCAACAGUGCUGGCUUUGAAGGUGGCCGCCAAGGGCAAAUCAAUCUGCCAGGUGGCGUGCUGUGA
Penicillium salamii is the source of this 1539-nucleotide messenger RNA. The record is from the annotation of a GenBank genome assembly. NCBI's taxonomy places the organism in Eukaryota, Fungi, Ascomycota, Eurotiomycetes, Eurotiales, Aspergillaceae.